This is a messenger RNA of Daucus carota subsp. sativus, 1545 nucleotides long. RefSeq names its product mitogen-activated protein kinase kinase kinase 18. The record is from RefSeq and is a predicted model, not a curated record. The transcript has a single exon. Gene Ontology annotation, molecular function: ATP binding; protein kinase activity. Gene Ontology annotation, biological process: protein phosphorylation. NCBI's taxonomy places the organism in Eukaryota, Viridiplantae, Streptophyta, Magnoliopsida, Apiales, Apiaceae. Bases 152 to 1510 code for a protein of 452 amino acids.
UAACUUAAACACAUUCACAAGAAAGAUUCUUUGUAUUAGGACAGUCAAGUGUCUAUAUAUAGCCUUGGACGUUUCACACCAUUUGCAAACAUCUACAACAAAUAUUUACACCUCGGGUUAUUUUUACACAAACAGACAUUUUUUAUUUCCGAUGGAGUGGACUAGGGGUCCGAUCAUCGGAAGGGGAUCCUCUGCUGCAGUCUACCUCGCAACAAAAUGUUCCGGGGACAUCUUUGCAGUGAAAUCGACGGAGCUAGCCAGCUCUAGCUUCUUGCAGAGGGAGCAGAAUUUUCUUGCGCAGAUGAACUCUCCUCAUAUAGUCAAGUACUUGGGCGUUGAUGUGAAAUUCGAAGAUGAUAAGGCCAUGUACAAUAUUUUCAUGGAGUAUUUAUCUGGCGGCACACUUUCUGAGGUGAUCAAGAAGCGAGGAGGUUCACUUGAUGAGUCUAUGAUCCGAGUUUACACGAAUCAGAUUUUACAAGGUUUGGAUUAUCUGCACUCUAAUGAUAUUGCGCAUUGCGAUAUCAAAGGCCAGAAUAUUUUGCUAGGAAAAGAUGGUGUCAAGAUUGCUGAUCUAGGCUGUGCUAGAUUGUUAAAAGAUGGAGUUGCGGCCACAUCAGCAUUUUCGGGCACGCCUGUGUUUAUGGCUCCUGAGGUUGCGCGUGGCGAAGAGCAGGGGUUUCCGGCUGAUAUAUGGUCACUGGGAUGCACAAUUAUUGAAAUGGUCACAGGAACAAACCCCUGGCCGGAGCUGGAUCAUCCACUGUCAGCGAUUCAUAAAAUUGGGUUUUCUGGUGAGGUACCAGAAUUUCCUAACCGUCUUUCGGAUAAUGGCAAAGAUUUUGUGAGCAAGUGCUUGAAGAGUAACGCUAAAGAGCGGUGGACAGCCAAACAACUGCUUAGCCAUCCAUUUCUUAAUGAGUUGUGUUUUGAUUUUGAGAAAGUGGAGAAAUUCGACAAGAAUUCUCCAACUGGUGUCCUGGAUUUAGGCUUCUGGGAUUCGGUACAAGUCUCAGAGCCUUCUGUCAAAUCAUCCCAAUUCAUUUACGCAUCAGAUCAUCUAGCAAAAGAGAGAAUCAGAGGAUUGGUUGCUUCUAAAGUCUUGCCCGAAUGGGAUAACGACGAUGAUUGGGUGACGGUUAGAAUAAUCCCCGCGGAGAACAAUGCUCAAGUUCUGCAACAGAAUUCUGAUAGUAGUACUAAUUCGAUUCAUAUGGAAUUGGUCGAUGUUAACUCUUUGAAUACAGAAGAGUCUGAAAGUUCUAUAGAUAUUCAGGAUUUUUUGCUACUAGAACCAUCUGAUGUAGGAAUGAUCGGUAAUUUCGACACUUGUCUGAGUACAGACUCGGAGUUGUCAAGUGUAUCACAAGUUUCAAAUUUUGAAAGACGAAUGAAUGAAAACAUAUUCUUGUUGAUUAUGAACGUUGUCCCAGCUGUCCACAUGCAUUUUACUUUUAGCUUUGCUGCUGUUUCUUUAAGUUUAUUGUUUUCAUGCUUAAACUUUUGUUAGGUGGUAAUAGUAAUUAGCAUUAUCUCAAUAGUGGC